Molecule: messenger RNA, 2101 nt
Organism: Aspergillus caelatus
Lineage: Eukaryota; Fungi; Ascomycota; Eurotiomycetes; Eurotiales; Aspergillaceae
Product: ATP-binding protein
Exons: 5
Coding region: 44-2101 (685 amino acids)
Molecular function (GO): ATP binding; ATP hydrolysis activity
Source: RefSeq, a predicted model, not a curated record
CUUUCUUGCACAAAGCUUGGACUAUUCAUUCAGGGCUAUCAGUAUGUCUACAAGCCAAAGUUAUGAUGCAAAUGUUGAUGGCGUUGAGAUACCAAUCGCGAUGACUGGUGCCGCGUCACUGUCUAGUGCGAUAGCAAGUUUGAAAAGCUAUGAUGCACCAGAGCCCGGGGAGGAGACCACAACACAGGCUGCACUGGAGGAGGACGUGCCCCCCGAAGGUUCUCAACUUGUUAUUCAAACCCUGUAUGAAGGACCGGCAAAAUGCCACUGUUGCAAGAACUGGGUUGAGGAAUAUCCCGAUGACCUGCGUAUGGCGGUGGAAGAUCAACCCGAGACCAAACGGAAGGCUUUUGUGGUACGCAUGGGCAAGAACCAUGAUGGUGAAAAGCCACUUGUCCUGGAUUCUAUCGUCGUGCAGAGUCCGUCAUUGAAGAAGACGCUGGGCGAGGUCUUUUCUGGGUUCGCAGGCAUCACUGCAUCAUUGAAAAAGCUGGUCUUCAAGGCCCCAUUCCACCCCUUUUAUAAUCGAUGGAAGCUUUUCUCUGAGAUCCUCGAGCGACAGAAGCGGGAAGAUCCAGAUGCUGCUGCCUAUACGCAAUUACUCUAUGAUGUGCUCAACAGCGAAUUGAAGGAUGAUAUGGAUGAGAUUGAGGACCAUGUUAGCCACGGCGUGAUCACCUACCGGCUACUCUGGGCCCUCUUUGAGCCUGGUAGCCGGAUAGUAACUGCCCCAAUGCUGGACGAACGUUUUCUAAUUGUCGAGAGCACUCAAUAUGAUUCAAAUGAAGGAUAUUUCGGAGUUCAUGCGAAAGGGAUUGACUGGGACGGGAAGGAGUUCGGAUAUGCCAACGCCAUGCUUCCUAUUUUCCAGUUCAGUGGUACUCGUCGUAUCAACGAACUUCUUGUUUUCCCAGAGUCGUUCCACUCCUCCAUAGACAAGGCUAGGUUGAAUGCCAUUUCCCGGGGUCGAAUAUUCCAAAAGCUUCACGGCAUUCAUUACAGGGCAUACUCGGGAGCAAUGCUGUUGAAAAAUGGGAACACGAACGCAGAGCGUAAUGUCGACGGUCGCAUUAUCAUAGACGCUGCCUCUUAUCUGGAUGCUAAUCCUGAUGAGAACAGAGGCCUGGUUGCUCUCGAUGAUAACUCUAUGAUGCCCACACUUCAUAUUUCAGAUGAUGGUCAUGCAGAUGUCUACGAUAAUUUCGAUGAUUUCAAUACUCGGCGACCAGACAAAUCCGGAAAACAAAUUCGAGAACUCACCGAUGAGCAGCUUCUUCUGUGUAGCCCGCACGUUAGAGGCUACUCACUCAAGCUGAAGAAAUGGGGCAUGUUCGAAGUGACGAAAAUCACGUCCAUCAUAUGGAAUAACGAUGCAUUCUCCCAUCUGAUGCUCCCAACCGGUUAUAAGAACCUGAUACUUUCUUUUGUAGAGGGCCAAGCGACCAGCAAGAAAGCUUUUGACGAUGUGAUUAAAGGCAAAGGACUUGGCAUUCUGAUGCUUCUGGUCGGGUCGCCUGGGACAGGCAAGACACUUACUGGUGAGGCGGUUGCGGAUCGAGUGCAGAAGCCUCUUUAUAUGUUGAGCGCCGGAGAGCUGGGCCAAAGUGCCGAAGAUAUUGAAAACCGCCUCACUGAUAUCCUACAACUUACCGAAAAGUGGAAUGCAGUCCUUUUAUUUGACGAGUGUGAUGUCUUUCUUCAGGAGCGGUCUAUUCAACACCUGGCACACAAUGAGAUCGUUGCAGUAUUUCUUCGAUUGCUAGAAUACUACCGUGGGAUCCUGAUAAUGACUUCCAACCGUGCUGAUAUUAUCGACCGUGCCUUUAAGAGUAGGAUCCACUUGAUUCUCCAUUACCCGGAGCUUGUCCCUCAGGCGAAGGAACAGAUUUGGAGACAGUUUGUUCAUCGGUCCAACAGUCAAAAUAUUCUAACGGACGAUGAGUACAGUCGGCUGGGGGCGCUACCUAUGAAUGGACGGCAGAUAAAAAAUGUCGUUCAGAUUGCUACUCUCCUUGCUGGCCAGGAACGGACUGUAUUGGGGAUUGAUCAAAUUCGGAUUGUCUUGCAGGCGACAAAAGAGGUUGAUAAUGAGGGGAUCUAG